Notodromas monacha is the source of this 3689-nucleotide messenger RNA. Lineage: Eukaryota; Metazoa; Arthropoda; Ostracoda; Podocopida; Cyprididae. The record is from the annotation of a GenBank genome assembly.
AUGGUCAAAGAAUAUCCAUCUACUCUGUGUCGCGAUUCGGCCGUGGAGAAAAUUUUGACAUCAACGAAAACCUUACUGCUAAUCGGUUCCCCGCCGAACUCUACACUGGUACGCCAUCAAAUCAACGGCGUUUCCUCGUCGCCAUCAUCGUCGACAUCUAGCAGCCGUAAGAGUAGAGGAGAUAGCAGUGACAGCAGCAACAGAAGUUCGAGACCAAGGUCUCGGUCUUUCGCCAGACGACUUCUUUACCUUCUGCCUCAGAGUCUGAGGGAAUUCCCGACGACGACGACGAUGUCGAGUUUGUCGCCGAAAUCCGCGUCGGUGAAGGAAGAGACUAUCAAGUCCGAGUGUCUGGAAAAUUCGCAAGCGUAUGAUGACUUGUACAGUUUCCAGCCAGCGUCUUCCUCUUCUGGAAACACUUUGGGUCUCAGCAGGGACAUGCGGAACAAGGCGGAAAAGCUGCGAAGGGACAAGCUAAACAAGCACAUCGUGGAGCUGGGCGAGAUCCUGCCUGCUGUCAAGAGCACUCCGAAGCGGCUCGACAAGACGUCCAUCCUACGCCUGGCCGCCAACUUCCUUCGCGUGCAUCGGAAUAUCGUCUCGCUUUUGUCGGGGAACCAACGAACCAAAUGGCCGUCCACUUGGGUCGACUCACUCCUGGAGUCUUCCGAGUCCUUCCUGCUCGUUACGACCGGCACGGGCAAGAUCCUCCACGUGUCCGAGUUUGUUGAGAAAUUGCUCGGUCAUGCCCAAUCUUCCGAGUCCUUCCUGCUCGUUACGACCGGCACGGGCAAGAUCCUCCACGUGUCCGAGUUUGUUGAGAAAUUGCUCGGUCAUGCCCAAGUUGAUCUUCUUGGACACCAAGUGUACGUUAUUGUACAUCCGGACGACCGUGGGAUUUUUGCUCAGGCCCUACAUCCUCAGCCCGGCAAUCGUGACAGGAAAGUGUCGCAAAACCAGUUGGAUGACUGGUUGUUCCUCGGGAUUGCAUCACCAGUCAAAUCUGCGACCAUUCUUGGACUCACGUUAUACCAGACCAUGCAAGACGAGUAUUACACCAGACACAUGUUAGACGGCCGCAUUGUCAACUCCGAUCAGAGGAUUUCCCUCGUAGCUGGGUACACAGUGGAAGAGGUACUUGGAAAAAGUGGGUUUUCCUAUGUGCUAAGCGAGGACAAAACCAUGGCUGCUCUGCUGCAUCGAGAAAUGUUGUUCAGCAGUCGGGAUGGAUCUGCCCAGGUGACCUACAGACUCCGGACGAAGACGGACGAAUUCGUGUACUUGAAAACCAAGGGCUUCCUGGAGUUCAACCGCAGCAACGACGCCGUGGAGUCGUUCAUUUGCAUCAACGCCAUGAUCAGCGACGCGGAAGGGCGGGUCGAGAUGCGGAGGCAGGUCGAGCUCUAUCGCAACUCGCCUCUGCUGCGCCAAUACGCCGCUCGGAUGGAGACGAACGGAUCCUGGAUGCCACCGAAUCAGGUCGCCCAAGGAAUGCUCAAGUUCGGCUCGCAAACAUACUCACCCUUCGUCCCAGGCACAUUCACGCCGAAUUCCCCAAUUUACCCGUCUAUUCCGCCAUACGCGGCUGCGCCAACAUACGCCAACAUCAGCUCACCUAGUACACCCCGUUGCAACGGAAACUCUUCGUUGUCCCCCGAAAUGCUCGGGAACGGGGCUUCUUCAGCAUCACUGAGUCACCAGCAACACGUUGUUCCUCACGAAAUUGACAAUAUUCUAAAUCCUGCUUAUCCUGCUGGCAUUCCACUGUCGAUUCCCAUCAGUCAACGAAACUCUGCCAUUCUUGGACUUGAGGAGCACCAUCAGAAUCACAUACCGGAAAUAGAUCCGGGUCAUUCAUCACCUGCGACCCGGCCUGUUGCGACCCCUUACACCAACAAUGGGCUUUGUCAUGGAUAUAAUGCGGAUGAUUUUGUCAAUAAUGAGCAACACAGAUUAACGAAUGGGAUUCAAAACGGGCAUCAUCAUCCUCACCAUCAUAGCUCGCAGGUGACUGUGGAAUGUAACCCUCAACAACCGAUGACUACGGAUCAGCACAGUCGAAAACUGGACCCGUACCCGCCGCGUGUGGGCAGCAUUUGGACCCCACCAACGAUGUCUCGAGCGUCGAGUGUCGGAAUGAUCCUCAGCAGGUCCCAGCCUCAUGAAACUAGGUGUCGCACGCUGCAACCCCACAACUCAUCCACGGACCCGCAGCAACCAUCAGCAAUCGAAUCCUCACCCUCUUUCCAACAGUCAUCAUCCUCACCAUCCACGAAUGGGAUUCUUGGAAGAGGGAACCACGAUGAUCAUCCCUGGCCCUGCGACCCUUGCUGUCAGUCUGGUGGUUCCGGUGGUGCCAGAUGCGCCGACGCCGGUAACGGUGACGAGUUCCGUUCGCAUCACGGCUGGCCAGUAAAGUGUGCACCUUACCGGACUGCGGAAGAUGUAGUUCAAGUUUCUAGUUCAACCGAAAAUCCGAAUGGCAUUUGCAUGAUCAGUAGCAGCACGACGAAAGAAAACAUCGGGGACGAUCAUCGAGCAGAACCGAGCAACUCUGUGUUUGCUGAACAAAGAUGAGGCUCAUGUUUGAUGAAAUCACAUAAUUUAAGUCAUCGUGCUUCAUUUGUUUACGAUAAUCCAUAAAUGAUUUCGACGUUUCGAUGAUUGAAUUUUGUGUUCUAAUUUUUUUUUCUCUUCUGAAGCAUUUGACUCAUCGGAGAGAUAUUUCUUCCAACAGAUAUUUUUUUUCUGUCGCCUGUGGAGGAAUUUUGCUUGGAUAUGUUCAUGUUAAUUGGUUGGAAACGAUGUAUCCGAAAUUAAUUGAGGCAUUAUCAACUUCGUCGGCAUUAUCAUCAGGACACAUACAACGUAAGUGUAAAUUCAUUGAGGAAGAAAUUGGCGGUUUUGAAAUUCAUUAUGGAGGACAAAUCAUGAAAUAGGGAUUGGUCAACUCAUCAUUUAGGUUUUUAACUAUGGACUGACGAUAAAAAUAGCAAUAUCACGUCACAGCUUUUAGAAUUGAUGAUUCUAACAAUUCUAAUUGUCAUUGGGUGCAGGUUGUUUUAUUAUAUAAUUUUAGAAAUUGCGCAGCAAUCCUACGUCUUGCGCAAUUAUUUAGACGUACUGUUCUCACGUGAGUCGGAAUUUAAAACAAUAAUAAAAGUAAUGUUUAGUUUUAAACUGAAUAAUUUUUUUGAGGGGCAAAGAAAAAGAUUUUUUACUACGUUUUGUCGCGUUGGAUGUUCUCAGAUGAAAAACUCUGAGUGCCAAUAAGCUGGGUGAUUGUGUGAGGCAUAAAUGCCAACAUUUGAUUUUUUGCGUGAAUUGCUGGGGCGUACGUUCUCUGCUGUUGCUACAAAAUGGUACAAUUUGGUUUUUAUGUUUUUUUGUUUAUUUGUUGAAAAUGGAUGACGAAAGCUAAAUCUUCGCCUUGGAAUAUUCAGUCAGUGGCUCAUUUUUGUGGAUGUCUUCGGUGUGUUUGCGUUGCGUAGUCGAGAAGUGAUCCUCUUCUCGUUCGCUGUUGGGCAUGUAUUUUUCCUGCUAUUUUCCUCUCAAGAAGCAAAUAUUUUCUAAAAUAUGUGCUGUAUAACUUUUGUCGCGAUGCUACGUAGAUCUCUGAUUCGAUGCUGAAGAAGUCGUCGUUGAUGUGACUCGAUGUUGGAGAAAGAAAUGGAUUGUGGUUCCUCGCA